Molecule: messenger RNA, 1098 nt
Organism: Closterium sp. Naga37s-1
Lineage: Eukaryota; Viridiplantae; Streptophyta; Zygnematophyceae; Desmidiales; Closteriaceae
Source: the annotation of a GenBank genome assembly
AUGGUCGGAGCGCGCCGAGCCCGUGUCCGCGGCGGAGCAGGCGGAACUGGAAUUGGAAGGUCCCCCAAACGGGGAAGCGGGGAGGAGCGACGCGAUGGGGUCGCGGGGAAGGUGGGGAAGGGUGGGGAGGGUGGGGAAGAUGGGGAAAGGUGGGGAAAGGUGGGCAGGAUGGGAAGGGUGGGGAGGGUGGGGAGGGAGUGGAAGGUGGGGAGGGUGGGGAGGGUGGGUAGGGUGGGGAGGGUGGGGAAUGUACGCUGCUCUCACUCCCUUCCCUUCCACCCGUUCUCCACGUACCCCGGGCAGAAAAAAAAGAAGGGAGUCACAACAGCAGAGGACGUCGAGUUUUUUCUGCGCCGCCGCUUCCCUGCCUGCAAACUGGAAUACAUCGGCGGGCAGCCCGGGCAGGCGAAAGAAAAAGGCGGGGGAAUCGUGUGGCCUGUGUUUGUGUUCGACCCUUUCGUCAACGACACCACCUUCUCCUCCAUGCUGCAACCCAUCAAGGGCCUCUCUCCCCGCCGCUCCCCCCAGUUCCGCCCUUUCGCCCUCGGGCCUCGAGACGGGGUCGCCCUCUUCCACCCCGUACCCUCUCCCUCCUCUCCCUCCUCUUCCUCCUCCUCCCCCUCAUUCUCUGCAUCCUCUGCUGCCACCUCCUCAUCGUCUCAAGAGACGCGGGAAGCGGCAGUGCUGCGCCUGCGCACGUUCAUGUGUAUGCACUCCCACCGUUGGAUCGACAUCCUACGGCUGGACAUCGCCGGGCUGGAGCUCGAUCUCUGCGAGAAUGCAGCAGCAGCAGGAGGAGGAGGUCGGGGAGGAGGGGCUUUAGGAGGGGGAGAUGCAUUUGGCACCAGUGUGGGAGAUCUGACGCAACAUGGCGCCGCGGCAUUGGCCGAGAAGACCCCCGUGGGGCCCACGCCAGGGAGUGUUCCGAUUGGCCAGGUGGCGGUGAGAUUCCAUGCUGAGCUGGCGGGGAGAGACGGGGCGAAGAGGCGGCAGAAAUGUGAGGAGACCUUUGCUGCGUGGGGACUGAAGAGAGUGCAUGUGAUGGGGGAUGGGAACACUGUGCUGUUUGCUCGCACCGAUGCUCCUCCUGCAUUGUAA